AUGUUUCCGGAAAAGAAUUUCCGAAAUUUUCCCUUAUGCACUAUCCCACUAAACUUUUACAUAUCUUAUUGCUUAACUUAUUUCUUUGUUAUUGUACAGAACAGUGAGCAAAUCCUUCCCUUAACAGCCGUUUGGGCAGGUGAACACGAACGUCUUCUUUACGACAGACUGACUCAUGGCUAUAAUGUUUUGGCCAGGCCUGUAAAAAAUGAAAGUGCACCUAUAAUAGUACAUUUAGGGAUGGAUUUACAGGCUAUUAUAGAUAUUGAUGAAAAAGCCCAAAUAAUGCAAACAAAUAUUUGGGUACGUAUGAAUUGGGAAGAUAUUUUUCUGACAUGGGAUCCAGCAGAAUAUGGGGAUAUUAAAGAAGUUAGAUUGCCAAUAACUUCUAUUUGGAAACCCGAUGUUCUUUUAUAUAAUUCUGUUGAUCAACGUUUUGAUACUUUAUGGCCAGUUAAUGCUAUUGUUAAAUAUAAUGGGUCUGUUACUUGGAUACCUCCAGCAAUUAUUAGAUCUUCUUGCAGAAUUGAUGUAACAUCAUUCCCCUUUGAUGACCAAACUUGUGCAAUGAAAUUUGGUUCUUGGACUUAUUCUGGCUUUUUUACUGAUUUAUAUAAUGAUUCUGUUUCUUUAGAUCCAUACACUCCAAAUGGAGAAUGGAAUUUAUUAAGUGUACAAUCAGUUCGAAAUCGAUUAGUUUAUGAUUGCUGUCCAGAACCUUAUGUUGAUGUUACUUUUCUUAUUUCUGUUAGAAGGCGAACCCUUUAUUAUGGUAGCUUUUAUUUUUAAAAUUAAUUAAUGAAGAAUUUAAAUUUUUUUUGGCCGAACGACAAAAUUAAAUAAUUUGGCCGUCUGGACAUUUUGUAAAUUAAUUAAGUUUAGGUUUUUCGUUAUUUUAUCCCAACUAAACAUUUUUACCAAUCCCUUUAUGUUCCUAAGUAACGAGUAUAGAAUUAGAGAAACAAUAAAUAAAGAGAUUGUAUAUAUUAUUAUUCUCUCUUUGUCUUUUAUUUUACUUUUUUCACUUAUUUUAUAUCACGUCUAAAAUUUAUAAUUGUUUUUUACUUUUAUUUUUGUCUUUUGCUGGAGUUUUUGGUUUUAAUUACCCAAGUUGAGGUAAAUAUCAACUUCACCCUUGAAAGAGUGGUUAAUACUUGGAAUAAAUUUUGGAAGUGCUUGGCCUUUGGUUGAGUGUAAAUUUGUUUUUUGAUUUAUUUUUUUUUUGAUUGUCGAUAAGUUGAGAAUUUUUUCAAUUCUACAGCAUACCGAAAAUUUAAGGUGGAUUUCAGUUAACCAAAUUGGCACAAUCGACACCAAUACUACCGCAGAUUAAAAUUAACUGAUCACUUUGGGUUUAAAAAAUUUUCUAAUCGAUUUUGUUUAAACCAAAAUUGCAAAUUUUCGGGAUUCAAACCUGUAACAUACAUAUGUA
Messenger RNA from Meloidogyne enterolobii, 1432 nucleotides. The record is from the annotation of a GenBank genome assembly. Lineage: Eukaryota; Metazoa; Nematoda; Chromadorea; Rhabditida; Meloidogynidae.